Messenger RNA from Thamnophis elegans (Western terrestrial garter snake), 774 nucleotides. Its product is annotated as histone H3-like. Gene Ontology annotation, molecular function: DNA binding; protein heterodimerization activity; structural constituent of chromatin. The transcript has 3 exons. The coding region runs from base 103 to 759 and encodes 218 amino acids. The record is from RefSeq and is a predicted model, not a curated record. Lineage: Eukaryota; Metazoa; Chordata; Lepidosauria; Squamata; Natricidae. Gene Ontology annotation, cellular component: nucleosome.
AUCAAAAGAGGAGGACUCCGCUAUAAAUAUACUCAGCCUUCAAGCGUCUAGCCUGUUUUCUUGUUUCGUCUUCAUCGGGAUCGCUUGCUCUAUAGGCGAACAAUGGCCCGUACUAAACAGACUGCUCGGAAGUCUACCGGAGGAAAAGCUCCUCGCAAGCAGUUGGCUACCAAGGCUGCCCGGAAAAGCGCUCCAGCCACCGGUGGGGUGAAAAAGCCUCAUCGUUACCGCCCCGGCACUGUCGCCUUAAGAGAAAUCCGUCGUUACCAGAAAUCGACCGAGCUGCUCAUCCGUAAGCUCCCCUUCCAGCGCUUGGUCAGAGAGAUCGCCCAAGAUUUCAAGACCGAUCUCCGUUUCCAGAGCUCCGCUGUGAUGGCCCUGCAGGAAGCCAGCGAGGCUUACCUCGUGGGCCUCUUCGAAGAUACCAACCUGUCAAUAGCAAUAGCAAUGUCUGGUCGUGGAAAAGGCGGAAAGGGCUUGGGAAAAGGGGGCGCUAAGCGUCACCGCAAAGUGUUGCGGGAUAACAUCCAGGGCAUUACCAAGCCCGCUAUCCGCCGCUUGGCCCGUCGUGGCGGAGUGAAGCGUAUCUCCGGCUUGAUCUACGAGGAGACUCGCGGGGUGCUGAAGGUCUUUCUGGAGAACGUCAUCCGCGAUGCUGUGACUUACACCGAGCACGCCAAGAGAAAGACCGUGACAGCCAUGGAUGUGGUCUAUGCCUUGAAACGCCAAGGCCGUACCCUCUACGGAUUCGGGGGUUAAACACUGCAACUUGAU